Messenger RNA from Arachis stenosperma, 513 nucleotides. RefSeq lists its product as uncharacterized. Bases 1 to 513 code for a protein of 170 amino acids. NCBI's taxonomy places the organism in Eukaryota, Viridiplantae, Streptophyta, Magnoliopsida, Fabales, Fabaceae. The transcript has 3 exons. The record is from RefSeq and is a predicted model, not a curated record.
AUGCCGACCUUUAGUGCCAUAGCAUUGGAUAGGUUGUUAGAGCCUGGAGGUUCCAGGCCUGUUGAGAGAUCUGCUCCGUGUUCGAUGCCUCUGCAAAACUCACAGAAUGGGAGGAAUGCUAAUGCACCCUCUCCAUUUCCUCCGUCACCAUACAUCAUUAACCAUAAGCGACGCAGCCCGCGCCUCCUCAAGAGCACUUCAGAGGCCAGCAUACUGGCUGAGCGGAAUGUUCUCCAGGAUUGUGAAAAGCCUUUUGGUAAGAGCUCAGAUAUGGUGAUUUUAAAGGAGCAAGGUGACAGUGUUUAUCACUUUGAAUAUGAUAGCAGCAAGAAUGGUGACUUUGGGACUGGACACAGGGAAAGUGGGAGUAGUAGCAUUACAAAUGAUUUACAGGUACCGACAAUGAAUUCACAAAGAGGUUUAGAGAUUGAAGAUUUCUUCGAUCCAAAUGAAUCAAUGACUUUUGCAAGUAUUACAGAUGUUGAAGAUAAUGCUGGGCAGAACUGUCUAUGA